Macrosteles quadrilineatus (aster leafhopper) is the source of this 4188-nucleotide messenger RNA. Its product is annotated as dynein axonemal heavy chain 7-like. Gene Ontology annotation, biological process: microtubule-based movement. Bases 1 to 4188 code for a protein of 1395 amino acids. The record is from RefSeq and is a predicted model, not a curated record. NCBI's taxonomy places the organism in Eukaryota, Metazoa, Arthropoda, Insecta, Hemiptera, Cicadellidae. The transcript is spliced from 24 exons. Gene Ontology annotation, molecular function: dynein intermediate chain binding; dynein light intermediate chain binding; minus-end-directed microtubule motor activity. Gene Ontology annotation, cellular component: dynein complex.
AUGCCAAAAGGCCAAGAAGAAAUUCAAGAGGAAAAUUUAAGAAAUUUAAUUUUCACAACAGCAUUGACUUGUGACAGUGAGGACAAGAAGUAUGAAGAAGUCGGGUCUCUGGAUAACUUUAUGAAGGCCUUGGAUCCAAUCAUUGAGAACUACAAUAGCACUCAAGAAACAAAACGAAACAUUGUUUUAUUCAGGUUUGCUCUAGAGCACUUGUCACGUUUGUGCCGAGUGUUGUCUAUCAGUGGAGGCUCGUGUCUGAUGCUGGGUAUGAGAGGGUCUGGACGCCAGACUAUCACUCAGCUUGCUGCACUCCUCUGUAAGGCUGACUUUCACCAGCCUUCUGUUGUGCACAACUAUGGUUUCUCAGAGUGGAGGGAUGACUUGAAGAAAGUGCUUAUCAACGCAGGAGGCAACAAUACAAAAACUGUGUUCUUCGUCUCUGAGAACGAGCUUACCGACGAAAUGUUCUUACAGGACCUUGACAUGAUUUUAAGUACUGGACAGAUCCCAGAUAUGUUCUCAUCAUCUGAGCUGGAACGUAUAUAUGAUAUGGUUCGUCUUUCCGCCCAGGGAGGUAACCGGAACCUGGAUAUAAACCCUCUGACUGUUUUCGCCUUCUUUGUGUCUCGCUGUCGUCAAAACCUCCACAUAAUUCUGAGUCUGAGCUCCAUAUCUUACUCCUUCCGACGGUGGCUUUCUCUGUAUCCUUCUUUACUCAACCAUUGCACAGUCGAUUGGGUGGAGGACUGGCCUGAAGAAGCUUUGGAGAAGAUAGCCUUUCAUUACUGGGAUGGCCUUGAAAUUGAAGAGACUAUAUUGGGUUCAGCAGUGAAACUUAGCAAGUACAUUCAUGUCACUGCAAGGGAAACAUCAGAGAAGUUUUACUCUGUGACUGGUCGUAAAUGUUACGUCACAUCAGCUUCAUACCUCAUGAUGGUGAAGAAGUACAGACAUUUGAUUACACAAAAACAAGAGGAGAUUGUACAUUCUAAAGCUCAGUUUAUUACUGGGCUUGAAAAACUGGAAUUUGCGUCCAAACAAGUAUCAGUAAUGCAGAAAGAGUUGGAAGCACUUCAGCCACAGUUGCAAGUGGCUGCGGCGGAGACGGAGAAGAUGAUGGAAGUGAUUGAGCGAGAGACUGUGAUCAUUGAGCAGGCCUCGGGUCUUGUCAGGGAGGACGAGAAAGUGGCUAAGAUACAAGCUGCUGCAGCCAACAAUCUUAAGAUAGAGUGUGAGGCUGACUUGGCUUUGGCCAUCCCCAUUUUAGAGGAGGCUGUUGCUGCCCUCAACACACUCAAGCCAACGGACAUCACUUUAGUCAAGUCUAUGAAGAAUCCUCCAGAUACCGUCAAGCUUGUCAUGGCUGCAGUUUGUGUGAUGAAGGACAUCAAACCUGAGAAAAUCCCUGACCCCAACACUCCUGGUAGAAAGAUCCUGGACUAUUGGGGCCCAAGCAAGAGACUUUUGGGAGAUAUGGCUUUCCUACAGCAACUGAAAGACUAUGACAAAGACAACAUAUCCCCUCCUAUCAUGGCUAUGAUUCGCAAGCAGUACUUGCCUAACAAAGACUUCAAGCCACUCAUUGUUGCCAAGGCUUCAAGUGCUGCUGAAGGCUUGUGCAAGUGGGUUAUUGCCAUGGACAUGUAUGACGCUGUUGCUAAGGAAGUAGCUCCUAAAAAAGCAAAACUAGAGAUUGCUGAGCGAGAAUUUGCAGCCACAAUGGCUAUUUUGGAAGAGAAAAGAGCCCAAGUGAGAAUGCUCGAGGAAAAGCUUAUGGAUCUGAAUGCUAAACUCGAUGCAGCUCAGCAGCGGAAGAAGGUAUUGGAAGAUGAAGUAGGAAUGUGUGAAAACAAACUGUGGAAGGCUCAAAAAUUAAUAGGUGGUUUAGGGGGUGAGAAAGGUCGCUGGAUGGAAACUGCUAACUCUCUACAAACAUGUUUUGACAAUUUGGCUGGUGACAUUUUACUAUCCUGUGGAGUUAUUGCUUACCUUGCACCUCUAACAUUUCAGUUCAGGCAAAGCUUGUUGCAUGAUUGGUGCAAGAUCUGCUGUGAUUUAGAAAUUCCAAAGUCAGAGACUUUCUCUUUCGUCAAAGUUCUAGGGUUUGAUAUAAAUAUACAAAAUUGGAACAUAUUUGGACUUCCAAGAGAUGAAUUCUCAAUUGAAAAUGCUGUUAUACUGGAAAACACAGUGAGAUGUCCUCUUCUCAUUGAUCCCCAAGGGCAUGCUAAUCGGUGGAUUAAAGCUAAGGAAAAAUCCAACAAACUUCAAGUAAUAAGACUGUCGGACGAGGAUUAUAUGAAAACUGUCGAAACGUGCAUGGUUGUUGGAAACCCUGUGUUGCUUGAAAAUGUAGAAGAAGAUCUAAAUGCCAUUUUAUUAAGUCCACUUUUUGUUAGACGUACUAUAGACCCUGAUGGAAAGAAACUCCCCUGCAUAUACAUCACUACAAGACUCCAGAACCCAACUUUUACCCCGACUGUGUUUAACUUCUUCUCAGUCAUUAACUUUACUUUAACUCUUAAUGGAUUGGAAGACAAACUACUUGACAUCGUAAUUGCAAAAGAAAGGCCUGAUCUUCAAGAUAAGAAACAGGCAAUGAUGAUUUCUAGUUCUAAAAACAAAACUAAGUUACAACAAGUCGAGAGUAAGAUCUUGGAUACAUUAUCGUACACUAAAGGAAAUAUUUUGGAAAAUGAGGCUGCCAUUGAGAUUCUUGAUACAGCCAAGUCUUUAUCAGUAGAAAUCCAGGAUAAACAGAAGCUUGCCAAGAUAAUCGAGGAGGAGAUCCAUUCUUACUGUCAACUUUACUACGCUGUUGUUGAACACUCAGCCAGACUCUACUUCUGUCUAACUAACCUCAGCAACAUUAACUUCAUGUAUCAAUUUUCUCUUGAUUGGUUUCUCAAAACGUAUAUCACAUCUAUUGAUACUGCCAACAAGUCCCAAAUAAUGGAAGUAAGGCUGCAAUACCUUCAAAAUCGAAUUACUUACAACCUUUAUAGAAAUGUGUGUUGUUCUCUCUUUGAAAAACACAGAAUCCUGUUUUGCCUUCUACUCUGUUCCAACAUAGAAUUAGCCAAAAAAACUAUACUUGAAGAAGACUUAAAUUUUUUUAUUGGUGUAAAAAUAGAAAGUGAAGGAUUUAAAGGUGAAACUAACAGUCCUGUGGAGUGGAUCACGGAUAUCAAAUGGAAACAAAUAGUUCAGCUCGACCAGCUAUCCUCAUAUUCAGGUUUUGCAGAAAGUUUAGCUAGCAACCAUGAAAAGUGGGAAGUCCUACAGAACUCUGACAAACUGGAUUUUCCAGAUCCAUGGAACAGUCAACUGUCUGAAUUUCAGAAACUGAACAUUAUAAAGGUUAUCUAUCCUGAUAAGGUAAGGGAUAGCAUAGAACAGUAUGUAGAGGGCUGUAUGGGGAAGCAGUAUACUUUGCCCUUUACCCUGGAUCUGACCUCUUCUUUUGAGGACUCCAACUGUCUCACCCCUCUACUGUUUAUCAUGGGUCCCGGGUCUGACCCUGCACCAGCUGUGCGUCAAUUUGCUAAAAAGAAACUCUUCCAAAACAGACUUCACACAAUUUCUCUGGGAGUAGAUCAGGGUGAGGCAGCUAGCAGACUGAUAUCCAGGAGUAGAGAAGAAGGCAGUUGGGUGUUGCUACAGAAUUGUCACUUGGCUCCAGACUACAUGCCUCACUUGGAACGUGUCUGUGACAACCUCACUCUGCUCAAUACCAGCAUGGAGUUUAGACUUUGGCUUACUUCAGCACCAUCCACUCAGUUCCCAGUGUCUAUAUUGCAAAGCAGUGUUAAAAUCACCACAGAUUUGCCUCCUGGGCUGAAGCGAAGACUUUUACUCAGUUUCCAGUCUGAACCUAUAAUUAUUGAAGAUUUCUUUUAUGGAUGUCCUGGUAAAGAUCGUGCAUUUGCUAAACUUUUGUAUUCCCUUUGCUUCCUCCAUGCGUCAGUGCAAGAGAGACAAAAGUAUGGCCAUUUGGGUUGGAACAUACUGUACAAGUUUUGUGACACAGACUUUAAUAUGUCUCUUCAACAGUUGCAGGUUUACUCACAGCACCCUGCCGCCGAGCGUCCACAAGUUCUUGGCGCCGUACUUCGACACGACUCUUCGAUACACCUGCAGUCGACAAUUCGUCAUAUCUUCUCUGGUAGUGAUGCCAGUCCCUUUUAA